AUGACCACCACCGCCCUUCCGUACAUGAACCGGCAAAACGCCAUGGACAAUCGAUCGAAUGGGUCCCUGUCCAAUCGACGGGCAUCUCUCUCUUCAUUUCCCUCGUCACGAUCGCCAUCGCAAAUGUCGCAGAAUUCUCGUCAAGCUAGGUCGCCUCAGCUACCUAUCGCCGACACAGACCGCAUUUCCAAUCCGAGUUCCAAGUCCAAAACUCCAUCAUUGGCCCCUUCAUCUCAACACUCGUCCCUGUCAGCAUCUCGACGAUUGAACGCCGAUGCUCGGUCGUCUAGAAGACUCAGGUCGCAGUAUCCUCGGGGGGCAGCCGAUGAUCAUGUCGAGUAUAUCCUCGUGGCCUCGUUCGACAUUGACAGGGGCCCUGUCAUGGAACAUCAAUAUCCAGUCGCCAUUACCGGAGAUGAAAACAUGCUGGCGGAGCUAAUGCUUCCUGACCAGGCGCACGCUCGCAACCAAGACUGGACCAUAUUUUUCUUGCACAAAGAUACCAGCCAGGAAGAGGAGGAUGCCGAGAGACAGGUAAGAGAGCGAAGGAGACAAAUGCGCACAAGACGGCGGAACAGAGCGAACGGGGUCGUCUCCGGUGAUGAAGAGGAGAAACUUGACCCUGACGACCACGAUGAAGAUGACGAUGACGACGGCGAAUCCACCGACAGCGAACCCGAGGGCGGAGAAGGCCCGCCUCUGAUUUAUGUGCUCAAUCUUGUCAACACCAAACACGACAAGUCAGUGAAGCGUGGUGCCGUCGUCAAAGCCAUGGCCAUUUGCACAAGGCAUCCCUUUCUGCACAUUUACAAGUCCCCUGUUCCCGAGACGCUUUCCAUGCUUUACGAUGCCGUGAAUGCCAUGGAUUUGUCUCUUAUGCCCAGGCUCAGCAUCCUCGAAAGGCACCUCUUGUUGGCGAGUGAGAAUCGUGAUCUCUUUGUCGAGAAAUUUGAGCAAAUGAUCCAAAUACGAAUGGCCGAGGACAAAGUCGAUGGAUUGAUCGAAGGACAAUCAGAAGAUUCAACGAGUCCUGCCAAAUCAGCCGGGAUAUCUCGGGCCGGCACAAAAGCUCAUGUCGAGGGUGGAAGCCAAGCCCUGUACUCCGUCCCGAGGGAUACGCACGAGUUUGAGAGCAAAGUCAUGUACAAGGGAAUUCCGAUCCCGAUCAAGGUUCCCACAGCUGUCAUGCCUGAGACGGUCGGCGACUUCUCCUUGAUCAAGCUCAUUCAGAACUUUUCGGAACCGCACGCAAAGUCACCGCAGGCAUUCACCCUCCAUCCCCACCUGACAACCAACGGCGCCGGCACACAUCCCGUUAUCGUCCUGGUUAAUGCGUUGCUGACUCAAAAGCGAAUCAUCUUCCUGGGUCACAACAUGCCGUCCGGCGAGGUUGCGGAGGCUGUUCUGGCCGCCUGUGCUCUCGCGUCUGGUGGCCUGCUGCGAGGCUUCACCCGGCACGCUUUCCCAUACACGGACCUGACCAAGAUUGACGACCUGUUGAAUGUGCCUGGUUUUAUCGCCGGGGUCACCAACCCUACUUUUGAGAUGCAUCCCGAAUGGUGGGACAUACUCUGCGAUCUGCCCAGCGGUCGCAUCAAGAUCAGCAGCAAGAUCGAGCCGGCUGCCGCGACGGAGGGCCUGUUGUACUUUCAGCAGCAGAAUCCGACAUUGGCAACCAUGGCCAGCGGCAACUCAAAUAACAGCCAGGAUCUGACGGGCGACGGAGCUUUCAUGGUAGACAUCAUCAAGAGUAUUGCCGUGCGCCACGGAGAGAGAGUCAUUCGCGCCAAAUGGAGAGACUGGGUCACGAAAUUCACCCGCAUCGCGGCCCAGUUCGAAGAGAGCGUGUACGGAGCAAGCGCCUUGUAUAUCGGCAGCGAGGACCAGGACAUGACCCUCCCGGGCGCCAGCGGGCACGGCUACGUCUGGUCAGAUGACGCGGCGAAGAAUAAGGAACUCGCCGGGAACGUGACCAGGAUUGAGGGCUGGCGAAACACCCGCAGCUACUACAGCUACAUCCAGGACCUGGCGCAGGUGUAUACAGUCCGGCCGUUGAAGGGUCUGGACCUGGCGCACAUGCACGACCGUCUGCGGAUGCAGCGGCUAUCUCCCGGCCAGAGCAGGGACAUUUAUCUCACGCUCGCAAAGUACAUCCAUUCCUACGACGAGAUCUGCCUGCUGCUCAACGUAGCGCCCGAGUCACGCGCCGGCCUCUUCUACCUCGCCCUCGGGCUGUUCCACCAAGAUCGCGAGGUGCGUCUCAAGACGAGCGAACUCCUGAGCCGUGUUGCAGAGCAUGAGGCGGGCCAGCACUGGUGGAAGGGCCUCAGCCGCUUCGAGAAGUUGGCCUACGAGCGCAUCCGCAGGGAAGUCAACUUGGAAAUGCGCGCAAAGCUAGAGAAGGAAGGGCUCGGUCCCAACUACGACCGGGGAAUCAGCUAG
Messenger RNA from Metarhizium album ARSEF 1941, 2442 nucleotides. RefSeq lists its product as uncharacterized. Gene Ontology annotation, cellular component: plasma membrane. The transcript is spliced from 3 exons. Gene Ontology annotation, biological process: actin cortical patch localization. Bases 1 to 2442 code for a protein of 813 amino acids. The record is from RefSeq and is a predicted model, not a curated record. Lineage: Eukaryota; Fungi; Ascomycota; Sordariomycetes; Hypocreales; Clavicipitaceae.